Molecule: messenger RNA, 188 nt
Organism: Medioppia subpectinata
Lineage: Eukaryota; Metazoa; Arthropoda; Arachnida; Sarcoptiformes; Oppiidae
Source: the annotation of a GenBank genome assembly
GAAACAUAUCGAAUCUGUUAGUCGUAUUCGAGAUCCCAAAUAAUACCGAAGACUUUAUGGUCGGAUGCGUUACGAAGAACGCAUCGCUCACUUUAACCAUACAUUUCUUGAGUAAAUUGGUUGCUAUUGAAGAUACGAAGCGUUUUGUGUCCGGUUUGAUGAACUGGAGCUCUCAGUUGAGGCCGAAG